AUGUCAACUUAUGUCAAAGGUGGAGCAUGGACUAAUAUAGAAGAUGAAAUUUUAAAAGCAGCAGUACAAAAAUAUGGUACUAAUCAAUGGGCAAGAGUAUCAUCAUUAUUACCUAAAAAGACAGCUCAACAAGCUAAAUCGAGAUGGGUAGAAUGGUUAAAUCCAUUAAUUAAUAAAUCAGAUUGGACUCAAGAACAAGACAAAAGAUUAAUUGAAUUACAUAAAAUUUUACCAAAUCAAUGGAGAUCAAUAGCAUCAAUAAUUGGUAGAACUGCAACUCAAUGUGUUGAAAGAUAUCAACAUUUAUUGGAUAAAGCAUCCGGUACUGAGAACAAUGAAUUUAAAUUAUCAGGUCCAGGUAUUGAAACAUUACCAGCAACAGGUCAACCAAGUAUACAAAUAUUUGAUGAAGAAAAUGAUCCAAAUUUUGCAUCAGAAACAAAACCUCCUGAAUCUGAUGAUGAAGAUAUGGAAGAUGAAGAUAGAGAAAUGAUAGCAGAAGCAAAAGCAAGAUUGGCUAACACCCAGGGUAAAAAAGCUAAGAGAAAAGCAAGAGAAAGAAUGUUAGAAGAAAGUAAAAGGUUAGCAUUAUUACAAAAGAGAAGAGAUUUAAAAGCUGCUGGAAUAAAUAUAAGUUUAAAAUCUAAAAAUAAACGUAAAAGAAAAGAAUUUGAUUAUAAUGCAGAUAUACCUCAUGAAAUUAUACCAGGAUUAGGUCCAUAUGAUGUUAGUGAAGAAAAUAAAGAUAAUGAAAAAGAGUUGAAUUCAUUUAAGUAUAAAGUUUCAAAACAAGGUAUAAGUAAUAAAGAAGUUGAUGAUAAAAUUAGAUCAAAUAGAGAAAAACAAAAAAGAGCUGAUCAAAGAAAGAGAAGAAAAGAGGAAGACAUUGAAGAUGAUAAAAAUAGAAAAAUUGAAUUUAAAAAAAGAAAAUUGGAUAAUGAAAAUGAUAUGUUGAUUGACGAAGAUAAUUUAGAGGUACUUCCAAAUAUAAGAAAACCAAAUAAAUCAGUAAUACCUAUUUUGAAAGCAUUUUUUGAUAAGUUACCGGAACCAAUUCAUCAUCAAGGUAAACCAACACCAAUCAUUACAGAAAAUCAAGAUGAGAUAUUGCUACAGGAACCGACAUCAGUAAAUAAUGGAGACGUUGAUUUUGAACUAUUGAAAUCAAUAGGUGAAGAGAAAUCACGACUACAAAAAUCACAAGUAAUACAAAGAAAUUUACCUGUAAUCAAUCCAUCAUCAAUAAAAAAAACCUCAGGAGACAAGUCAGAGAUUGAAACAUUAGUUGAAACGGAGUUUAUGAAUAUAGUGACAGCUGACUAUAAACUGCAAAUGAAUCCAUUUAUUAAUAUUCCAAUUCUUACUAAUUAUGAUCAAAUAUUAAGUGAUGAAGUCAAUGAUCAAAUAUCCAAAGAAUUAAAAAGUCAAUCAAAGUUACAUGAAAAUUUACCAAAUUUUGAAUUACCUAGAACUUUUGAUGUUGCUGAAAUGGUAAUAUCAAAAUUACAUGAUUUACAUAAUUCUUCACAGAUUAUUGAAAAUCUGUUAAAUUCCUCAAGUAGGGAAUAUGACGAUAAGCUAACUCAACAAUUGAAUCAAAUCAAUGAAGCUCAAUUAAGGUUAGCAGAAGUUGAUGAAGAAUUUCACUCUUUACAUUAUAAAAUUGGGGAAGAUGAGAAAACACGGAAAAAGGAAAAUAAGAUGUUACACGAAGAUGUUAAAAGAAUAAAUGAUACAGUGGAGCUUAAAAGGAAUGAUAUAGCUCAACUGAGAAAGUCGAAAGAAGUUAGGCAAAGAAGUUAA
Messenger RNA from Lodderomyces jiufengensis, 1803 nucleotides. RefSeq names its product Cef1p (gene CEF1). Gene Ontology annotation, cellular component: spliceosomal complex; Prp19 complex. Gene Ontology annotation, biological process: mRNA splicing, via spliceosome. The record is from RefSeq and is a predicted model, not a curated record. The transcript has a single exon. NCBI's taxonomy places the organism in Eukaryota, Fungi, Ascomycota, Pichiomycetes, Serinales, Debaryomycetaceae. The coding region runs from base 1 to 1803 and encodes 600 amino acids.